UCACUUUCACUCUUGCAAAAGACUCAUGGAACAAAAAUAAAUCAUUUGAGAGGAGGAGCCUCGGACGAUCGAGUUUGUGCGGUUCUGUAUUUAAUAACUGAAUAGCCUACGCUUUCUGCUGUUAAAACAAAUCGCUUUGCUGACGAGUCAUGGCGUGUGGAGGGCUCAUGUCUGCUCCGGUGUGUCUCAUUGAAAAUGAUGAAAAUGGGAAGCUACACGUGAAGAAAGAGGGCAAAGAAAUUCUGGAUGGGAUCCAUGAGCCGGUGGUGGUGGUGUCUGUGGUGGGACUCUACCGUACGGGGAAGUCUUACAUUAUGAAUCGCCUGGCGGGACAACAGUCCGGCUUUGCUCUUGGCAGCACUAUUGAAUCAAAGACCAAAGGCAUCUGGAUGUGGUGUGUCCCUCACCCUAAUAUAAAAGGACACACUCUGGUGCUGCUGGACACAGAGGGACUUGGUGAUGUGGAUAAGGGGAAUGAGAAACAUGAUACAUGGAUCUUCUGUCUGGCAGUUCUUCUCAGCAGUACUCUAGUGUACAACAGCUUAGGGGUCAUUGACAACAUGGCACUGGAAAAGCUGCACUACGUUACAGAGCUGACGGAGAACAUUCGUGUGAAGGCAGAAGUGAAUCAAGACGAGGCCGGGUCAACAGAUUUCAUGCGUGUUUUUCCAUCAUUUGUCUGGGCUGUUCGUGACUUUACUUUGGAACUGAAAAGGGGGGAUAAACUAAUAACAUCCGAUGAGUAUCUGGAGGGCUCAUUGAAACUCAAACCAGGUAGCUCAUCUCAGGCUGAGCAGUACAACCUGCCUCGUCGUUGUUUGCGACAAUUCUUUGCGGUGAGGAAGUGCUUUGUGUUCCCUCGGCCAGCUAGUACGCAAAACAUGAGAAGAAUGGAGAAACUGACAGAGAAGGAACUGGAUUCAGAGUUCCUUGAGCAGGCAAAAACCUUCUGUUGUUAUAUCUACAACAAUGCAGAGCCGAAAACUGUCACUGGAGGCAAAACAGUUACAGGAACAGCUCUGGGUAAUCUUGCUGAGGUUUACGUAGAGGCGAUCCGCAGUGGUAAGGUUCCAUGUCUGGAGAAUGCAGUUGUGUCUCUGGCUAAGAUCCAGAACGUCCGUGCAGUGGAAGAGGCCAUGCAGUUGUACAUGAUCGAGAUGCUCAACAUGCCUCGGCUUCCUAUGCGCCCGGAAGAGCUGUCUGACAUCCACAAAAUUGCAGAGAAGAAGGCCACUGAAGUUUUUAUCACUAUGUCCUUCAAUGACAACGAUCAGAUGUACCAUCAAGAGCUCAUGGGGAAGAUUCAUAAUGAAUAUCAAGAUAUGUGCCAGCAGAAUCAUGAAGCAUCUCGCAGUCAGUGUGAAGAAGUUCGUGAAGAGGUGUUUGUUUCACUGGAAAAAUGCUUUUCUGAUGGAUCAUACCUGAAACCUGGAGGAUACCAACAGUACAGAGACACGCUUACACAGCUGACCAGUGACUACAGAGCAAAAACACACUCACAAAUAAUGAGUGAGGAAGUGUUGAGUAAAUAUUUGAAAGCAAAGGAAGAGGCUGGAAAAAUGAUUCUACAAGCUGACCAAUCUCUCAGCGCAGUGGAACAGGAGAAAGAGGCACAAAGACUAAAGAAUGAGAUCCUAGAGCAGCAAAAAAGAAGCAUAGAGGAACAGAACCAAUUACAGGAGCAGGCAUUUAAAGACAUGCAAAGAACCCACAAUGAGCAUGUGAAUCAGAUCAUUAGUCAGAUGGAGAAAGAGCAGGAGAGAAUGAGGAGAGACAAUGAACGAGUCCUGGAUGCAAAACUGAAGGAACAGGGAGCUCUUCUACAUCAAGGCUUUCAGCAGGACGCUUCCAGGAUGCAGAGAGAAAUUGAAAGCCUGAAAGCAGAUAUGAAUAAACAGGAAACGUCCCAACGCUCCACACUCAGCAAGGUUGUGGAUGGUAUCGGCACUGCUGCAACUUUUUUGUUGCCGGGUUUUAUUCCUAAAGCAGUUGGUCUUGGUAUGUCCUGGCUUUCAAAACUGUUUUGAAAAUGGAUAAAGUAUUGUGGCAAGCAGGGCAGGGCCAAGAGCCGUGGGAACUAAGUGGGGCCGGUGAAGCAAGAGCUAAUGAAUAUCACCUGCAUGCCACACUCCAGACACACAGAGAUGACAGUGUGUUCAUUUAUUAAUUCAAGUUGUAUGUUUAAAUGUUCACAAGUUCACGCCUCCUUCUUCCUGUAACAACAAACUUUGUUACAGAUAUUUUAUAAACUAUGACAAAAGCUUUUAUCAGAGUGACUGCUUUCUUCCAUGUAAUGUUAAAAUGAUUCACAAAAUCCUUGAAUUCUGAUGUAAAUCUUUGUGGGAACCUUCUAAUUAUUAGACCACAAUGUUUUACC
This is a messenger RNA of Carassius carassius (crucian carp), 2377 nucleotides long. Its product is annotated as guanylate-binding protein 1-like. Lineage: Eukaryota; Metazoa; Chordata; Actinopteri; Cypriniformes; Cyprinidae. The transcript is spliced from 11 exons. Gene Ontology annotation, molecular function: GTP binding; GTPase activity. Bases 150 to 2027 code for a protein of 625 amino acids. The record is from RefSeq and is a predicted model, not a curated record.